AUGACAGCCAUUCCUCUGGAACAAUUCGAUGCUGUCCUAGGCAGCACCUCGACCGAGAUCUCCUCGGUCGCCCUUGGCGGUCGCAUCCUCUCCACCUCAGACGAGUGGUUUGCCCCCGCCUCCUCGCUCCUCAAAGUCGGUCCCGCUCCCUCGCUCAAGGGCCAAUUCGGACCCAAAGGCGCGCUCUUCGACGGCUGGGAGACGCGUCGUCACAACCCCACCUACGACUGGGUCAUCCUGCGCCUUGGCCCGCAGGCAGGCGGUCAGCUCGUCGGCUUCGACGUCGACACGGCCAACUUCAACGGCAACGAGGCGCCCGAGAUCUCGAUCCACGCGCUCGCACUGACGCCGCAGGAGGAGAGCGAGACGGGUAACGCGCUGGCCGAGAACGAUGCGAGGUGGGAAUGCGUCGUCCCCGUCUCACCGUGCGGGCCGAGCCAGAGGCACCUCUUUACGGUCGCCCAGGGCAAAGGUGACAAGGUGUAUACGCAUAUCAAGCUGCACAUGAUCCCGGAUGGAGGAAUUGCGAGGUUCCGAGUGUACGGUGUGAUUCCACCACCGCCGGUGGGGCAGGGAGAAGGCGAGGUGGUCAGCACGGAUAAUGCCGCGAUGAACGUGCUCGAUCUCGCUCACUGCUUGAACGGCGCCAGGGUGGUCUUCACGGACGACCAGCACUUUGGUGCUGGAAGCAACAUCAUCUUGCCCGGACGAGGUAAAGAUAUGGGCGAUGGAUGGGAGACCCGCCGUUCGAGAGGCAAAGGUCACUUCAACUGGUCGAUUGUCAAGCUUGGCGAGUCGGGCUUCCUCUCCUAUGCAGAAGUCGACACAGCUCACUUCCUGGGCAACUUCCCCGAAUCGACCGAAAUUCUCGGCACCGUCCACACCUCCCCUUCCAUCCCCAGCACCUCCGACGUCCAGUGGACCACCCUCCUUUCGCGCACGAAGCUCGGUCCUGGUCGUCGACACUUCUUCCCACUCCUCGAGAACACCACCCCUUUCACGCAUGUGAUGGUCAAGAUGCAUCCGGAUGGCGGCAUCAAGCGGUUCCGGGUGCAUGGUCGUCGUGCGUCCCCGAUCCUCGCUGCCAAUCUCCCCCUGGCUAGCCUGCCAGCGGUGAGCGUGCCGCAGGACAUCCAAGACCCUCUGCCGUCGGCUACAUCCGACCCAUUCGCUCCCGUAAGUGCCCUUUCUUCUACCCCGACGACGACGAUGGGCAUCGUGGUGCAUGGCACCUUCCUUGCCGCUUCGCCGCUCACCAGCGAGGCCUUUGCGCCGUACGGCGCGGUGAUCGAUGGACCCUCGUCGCGCAACCCAAUGGAAAAGGCGUUCAAGGUGGUCAAUCAGGGCACGGCGAAAAAGUACCUCAACCUGGCCGAGAUCGUGAACGACUACCCGACGGACGCAGGGGCGAGGACGAACAUCCACGUGUACCGCUGCGAUCCAGCGACGACGAUGCCGUUCGAGGUGAAGCUCCUCGAACGACACCGGUUUACCACGCAGGCAUUCAUCCCGAUGGUCCCUGUUGGUGGGAAGCAGGAGGGCUUCUUGGUGGUUGUCGCGCUCAAUUCCAAAGAUGACAGGCCGGACCUGAACACCAUCGGCGUGUUUGAAGCAACAUCCGAACAGGCGAUCCAAUACCACCCCGGUGUGUGGCACCAUCCCAUGAUCGCACUGGGCAAAGCACCCACCGACUUUGCGUGCAUCGUCAACGAGUCACCGCUUCACCCGGGGUUGGAUUGCGAUGAGGUCGAGGUGUGA
Messenger RNA from Kalmanozyma brasiliensis GHG001, 1758 nucleotides. Its product is annotated as Allantoicase domain protein. Gene Ontology annotation, molecular function: ureidoglycolate lyase activity; ureidoglycolate hydrolase activity; allantoicase activity. The record is from RefSeq and is a predicted model, not a curated record. NCBI's taxonomy places the organism in Eukaryota, Fungi, Basidiomycota, Ustilaginomycetes, Ustilaginales. Gene Ontology annotation, biological process: allantoin catabolic process. Bases 1 to 1758 code for a protein of 585 amino acids. The transcript is spliced from 3 exons.